Molecule: messenger RNA, 4709 nt
Organism: Salvelinus fontinalis (brook trout)
Lineage: Eukaryota; Metazoa; Chordata; Actinopteri; Salmoniformes; Salmonidae
Product: FSD1-like protein
Exons: 14
Coding region: 14-1648 (544 amino acids)
Molecular function (GO): protein binding
Source: RefSeq, a predicted model, not a curated record
AAAACUACUGCGCAUGUACGUGCACUAUGCUCCGCCAUCCAGUGGGGUAAUCGUCUUCCUCUUUGGAGAGAACUUCGCCUGCCUAUGCAUUGGAUUUGAUUAUAUUUCUGUUUCGGUCCUCGGUAUGGACUCUCAAAAAGAGGCCUUACAAAGAAUAAUAACUACGUUGGCCAAUAAAAAUGAGGAGCUCCAUAACUUCAUGGAAACACUUAGUCACUCUCUGGCUGGUGUCCAGGUGAACUCCCCACAAGCAGUGUCCGACCUGGAGGAGGAGUUUGACAUGUUAUUCACCGUCCUGGUUGAGGUGAAGGAGAGCAUGAUCAACCGCAUCAAACAGGAAGGGGCCAAGAAGACACAGGAACUACAGCAUCAACUGACACAGAGCGGCAGUGCCUUGGAGAGUGCAGUGGAGCUGCUGGAGUUUGCAAACAAUGCUCUGGAUAUUAAAGACGAGGACGAGUUCACGAAGGCUGCCAAGCAGAUCAAAGAUAGGGUAACCAUGGCCCCAGCCUUCAGAUUGACCAUGAAGCCCAAGGCCACAGACAACAUGAACCAUCUCAUGGCGGACUUCAACCAGGAACGGCAACUCCUCCAGAACCUCAAGUUUCUGCCUGUCCCUCGAGCCCCAGAGAUAGAGGUAGGGGACUGUCUGGUUUUAGACAACACGGUGUCCAUAGCCUGGAAGAUGCCAGUGGAGGACAGCAAGAUAGACCACUACAUACUGGAGUACAGAAAGACCGACCACGAAGGACUGCCACGCAUCAAAGACGAACGAUGCUGGGAGGUGGUGGAUAACAUCAAGACCACAGAAUACUCACUGUCCGGUUUAAAGUUUGACUCCAAGUUCAUGAACUUCCGGGUACGAGCUUGCAACAAGGCAGCAGCUGGAGAAUACUCUGAUCCAGUUACCCUGGAAACCAGAGCGUUUAACUUCGGUUUCGACUCGUCGUCGUCCCAUCUGAACCUGAAGGUAGAGGACAGGACUGUGGAGUGGGACCCCCAGGGGGGCAAGGGGCUGGAGAGCAAGGUCAAGGGCAAGGAGAACAAGGGCAGCGCUCAUCUUACCAAUCUGAAGAACAUGUCAAGAAGUGGAACUCCGUCUCCCAAGAGAACGUCAACGACACGGUCACCUGCCAUCAGAGGAGGCAGAGACCGGUUCACUGGAGAGUCCUACACCGUGCUAGGUGAUACCAGUAUGGACUGUGGUCAACACUACUGGGAGGUGAAAGCUCUUAAAGACUGUAAGUCCUACAGUGUUGGAGUCUCCUACAGGAACCUGGGAAAGUUUGACCAGCUGGGUAAGACCAACACUACCUGGUGUAUCCACAUCAACAACUGGCUGCAGGCCUCCUUCGCUGCCAAGCACAACAACAAGGCCAAGAACCUGGACGGCACCGUACCGGAUCGCAUCGGAGUCUUCUGUGACCUGGAUUCAGGACAACUGUCCUUCUACAACGCUGAAACCAAGCAGUUGAUCCACACGUUCAAGGCUAAGUUUAACCAACCUGUCGUACCGGCCUUCAUGGUAUGGUGCGGAGGACUGAGCCUAAGUACAGGGAUGCAGGUCCCCAGUGCAGUCAAGAGUUUCCAGAAGACCGAGAACGGCCUGGGAGGAUCCAACAGCAGCCUCAACAGCAUGGCCCAGUAGCCCACACUCACUGGCUACAUCUGGAACAGCACCCUAUUCUCUACUCAGUGCACUACUGUUGCUCUAUGCGGGCUCUAGUCAAAAGUAGUGCACUAUGUAGGGAAUAGGGUUCUAUAGGGCUCUGGUCUAAAGUAGUGCACUAUAUAGGGAAUAGGGUUCCAUAGGGCUCUGGUCUAAAGUAGUGCACUAUAUAGGGUUCUAUAGGGCUCUGGUCUAAAGUAGUGCACUAUAUAGGGUUCCAUAGGACUCUGGUCUAAAGUAGUACACUAUAUAGGGUUCCAUAGGGCUCUGGUCUAAAGUAGUGCACUAUAUAGGGAAUAGGAUUCCAUAGGGCUCUGGUCUAAAGUAGUGCACUAUAUAGGGAAUAGGGUUCUAUAGGGCUCUGGUCUAAAGUAGUGCACUAUAUAGGGAAUAGGGUUCCAUUUCGGACGCAACCACUGAUGAACUGAACUCGCUCCUCUGACUUCCUGCUUUCUGUGCAAGUACAACCCCUUCCUGUUUCUGAUCUGUCAGUCAACCCGAGCUGCCCGCUGCAGAUGCACUGCGAAACAUGAGAAACCCUGAGCAUUGGAGGAACAAAACCAGCCUCGCCUUCACUCCUCGCAGUUUAACCAAGCCGCUCCAGACUCCUUAGAAGGGGUAUCAUCACGCAUCAGAGCUCUCCAAGCCUGUUCCUGGAGAGCUACCGUCCUGUAGGUUUCCACUGACCCUAACCUAGCACACCUGAUUCCCAAUAAUAAUAGCUGAUUGAUAAGCUGAAUCAUGUGUUGGAGUGAAACUGGGGUUGGAGUGAACCUUUCAGGAGGGUAGCUCUUAAGGAACAACCAAUAACCCAGCUGCAGCAUUAAGGGUUAGUGGAACCCUCCUAUCCGUGUUCCAGAUCGCUUAGGGUUCGAACAUUUAAAAUUAAGAUUCUCAUUCUGGAUCAGGAAUGCUAGACGUUUAAUCAGGGAAUAGAUGAGUGCACUUUGUUUUCUCUCCUUUUUUGUUUUAGUUUAGAAUGCUGAGUUUCUAGAUCAUUCUGUCUCUCUCUCUCUCUCUGAAGUGUGAACGUCCGUUUUUUUUUUGGCAUGACGAGAAAACCAUGUUGAUUUACUUAAUAGCUCCUAUAUUGACUCGUAUAUUUCUGUGUGUGUGUGCGUGUGUGCGUGUGUGUGUGUGUGUGGUUGUGUAUGACUAUAGCAGUCAUGUCAGUGAAUGGAUUAUAUCUCCUCUCUCUCUCGUAGAGAGGCGUCGCUUUGGUUUGAACCCUCAGUUUCUUCACUACUGAACGAUCUCUUGUCCGAACUAAACUGCAGGUUUGCACUAAAUACAGUACCUGAAGUAGGGUUGACUUAACUGAAGUGAUGGAGUACUGUUGCACAGGGAAUGAUACCAUAUGAUCGAGGUCUGUUUUCUUCUCAUGCUUACAUGUCCUGUGCACCGGGCUUAGUGUGACCCUGUGUUAGGCGUCCCAAAUCGCACCCUACUCCCUAUAUAGUGCACUACUUCUGACCAGGGCCCCCUAUGACGAUCCCUGGUCAUGCACUAUGGCCCUAUGGCGCCUGGGCAAAAGUAGUGCCCUAUAUUGAAGGACUAGGGUAUCGUUUGGGAAGCAGCCUGUGAACCUAGACGUCAAGAGUGUGUUGAUCCGUGUCUGUACGUCAUUUGAGUUUUGUGUGUUCUUAUUCAUGUCUUAUUGGCGCCCUAUUCCCUUUUAUCGUGCACUAGUGCCCUAAAUAGGGAAUAGGGUGCCGUUGAGGACUCUCCCAUUACUGUAUCUUUUAAAGCAUUCAGAAGUUAAUCUCAUGAUAUGGCUCACAAACGCCAGGUCUUAAAUGAGGUACCUUUUUUUUUUUUUUUUAAAGGGUGAUAGACAUCAGAUAUACACUGAGUGUGAAAAACAUUAAGGACACCUUCCUAGUGUUGAGUUGCACCCCCCUUUUGCCCUCGGAACAACCUCAAUUCGUAGGGGGCAUGAACAAGGGGUUGAAAGCGUUCCACAGGGAUGCUGGGCCCAUGUUGACUCCAAUGCUUCCCACAGUUGAGUCAAGUUGGCUGGAUGUCCUUUGGGUGGUGGACCAUUCUUGAUACACAGGGAAGCUGUUGAGCGUGAAAAACCCAGCAGCUUUGCAGUUCUUGACACACUCAAACCGCUGCGCCUGGUACCUAGUACCGUACCCCGUUCAAAGGCACGUCAAUCUUUUGUCUUGCCCAUUCACCCUCUGAAUGGCACACAUACACAAUCCAUGUCUCAGUUGUCUCAAGGCUUAAAAAUCCUUCUUUAACCACCUGUCUCCUCCCCUUCAUCUACACUGACUGAAGUGGAUUUAACUGGUGACAUCAAUAAGCGAUCGUAGCUUUCACCUGGAUUCACCUGGCCGGUCAUGGAAAGAGCAGGUGUUCUUAAUGUUUUGUCCACUCAGUGUCUACAUGAUUAUAUUGAUACAUUCAGUUAGAAUGAGAUGUCUGUCAAAUUGUGUCAAAACCACCAAAGAUUAAGUUUAGUGAGGGGAAAUUGAUAUGGGAAUACUUUAUAUUCUGCCACCUGGUGUCUGGGGGAUGUCACUGCAAUAGUUCAGGACGAGAUCCUAAAGCCAGACACAUCUCUGACCACUGCACACUACAGCCAGACACACCUCUCUGACCACUGCACACAAUAGUUUUCUCAAUACAUUACUUAGUUUUGGGAUUUUAUUUUGAAAUAAUAAUUUUAUUUGACAUAAUUUAGGCAUAUCGGUGGUCUCAAUGCUGAAUAUGUCACAUUUACCUGGAUUAUUAGACGGAUUCAAACUAAUUAACUAACCCUUUGGUGCAUCAUUAUCAUGUUAUGUAUACUGGUCGAACUCUUUUCAAUGUUUGGUUAUUUCAUUUUCUACCGUGUUUUCCAUGCUGCUGUUCUGUUCUGUGUUGGGCCGUUCGAGGGAGAAAGACAUCUCCGGUUGUCUUCAUGUGGGCCAACCUUUUCAGUUAUACUGUAUUCACAUUUAUUUGUGAUAUUUAACCGCAAACAUGUGACUCUUUAGAUAUGUCCACCUCUCCGUUGAAACACCAAAUAAACCGUUUUCACCCCUGGCAAAAA